Messenger RNA from Magallana angulata, 1457 nucleotides. RefSeq lists its product as uncharacterized. The transcript is spliced from 2 exons. Bases 36 to 1241 code for a protein of 401 amino acids. The record is from RefSeq and is a predicted model, not a curated record. NCBI's taxonomy places the organism in Eukaryota, Metazoa, Mollusca, Bivalvia, Ostreida, Ostreidae.
CACAACCACAAACGGGUAGUCUUGAAACGUGGAAGAUGAUGUUUGCCUUACUUCUGUUGGGAUUGCAACUUGGAAGUUGUUUUUCCCAAGGUACCUCUUUUCAGGAUGUUCCCUCGGGAAAUGGAUUACAAAUGACCCGGAAAGGUAGUAACGCUCCUCUUCAAAAUUUUCAAAACCUUUUACCGGAGAAUAUGAUACCAAAUGCCAAUGAGCAGGCCUCUCAGGAAUCCGGACCGAUGGGCAAUUUGCAGUUCGCAACCUCCAAUAUAAACACUGUGAUCCGAGAUAACUUAUCACCAGGCAUGGUUCCAUUUAUUCCAGAUAUCAAUAACAAUAUUCUAUCAGGAUUAGAUAAUAUUGUAUCCAACCAACUACCUUCAAAUUUUCCAGUAAUGGAAAACAUUCCGAACAAUCUUGGGAAUACUUUUUUGCCAAUGGAAAUACAAAGACCGGAACAGCAAUUACGUAGACUUUUACCAGGACUGCAGCCGAUUCCUCAGAGUCAAUUUUAUGAUUUCACACCAAGAAUAGAAAAUGAGAUGGAAAAGCAAUUUCAAAAUAUCCCUCAAACCCCAAUUUUCUUUAACUCUCCGUUUUCUUUUUUUUCACAAGGAGACGAAAAAUUAGGUAAGAGCACUUUCGAGCAAAGAUUUACAGACCCAAUGCCAUAUUUCGCUGUACAAAAGGGAAUUGAAAACAGCCCUUCAACUUACAUUGAAGACGACAUAUUCAGCACAAAACAGAGAGUACCAUAUGAAUCACUUUCAAAGAAAAAGUACUCAACAAAUCCACCUCCGACAAGUUAUACCACAACAACAGCAACAACAUCUACUACAGAGGAAAAGACAACAACUCAAAUUACCACGACAACAGAAAUCCCAACAACAACAGCAACAACAACAACAACAACAGAAAAGAAAACGACGCCGAAGUCUUAUCCUUACCAUUAUCGUAAUGUUGAACAAAGUAAAUCAAAAAACGUUUAUCCAACACCUAGGCUGAGAUUUCCUAAAACUAUGUAUCCUAGUAACAAUCGUAAAAACACGAAGAAGAAUGACUUGUUCUCAAUUCCUAGGUACCGAGGUAGAAACUUAUACCCAAAGAAACCCUUUUUUGAACCAAAUCCCAGAUUUUUAAGAAAACCCAAAUUUGGAGGCAGGAAUCAUGGCCAUAAGAACUGCAAGAAUAAAAGAGAAAGAAGAAUUCAAGGCAGGUCAUCCAGUGAAUCUUAUGGAGAUUAAAUUUCAUUUUUCGAACUUAAUGACUGUGGUGAGGUGCAUUCCGAAGAAAAAAUUAAAUGUGAAAUUUUAAUUUGUUCUUUUUAAUUUUUCAUAAAAACAAUAUAUUCAGAUGACAAAAUACAAUACUGAUUUUUGUAACCAUUGAUAUAUCGUUUCUACUUACUGCAGUUUAUCCAUUUAUUGUUUGGUACAGGAUAUAAUAAAAUGAGAACACUC